Messenger RNA from Triticum aestivum (bread wheat), 1192 nucleotides. Its product is annotated as salicylic acid-binding protein 2. The record is from RefSeq and is a predicted model, not a curated record. Gene Ontology annotation, biological process: jasmonic acid metabolic process; salicylic acid metabolic process. Lineage: Eukaryota; Viridiplantae; Streptophyta; Magnoliopsida; Poales; Poaceae. Bases 73 to 861 code for a protein of 262 amino acids. Gene Ontology annotation, molecular function: methyl indole-3-acetate esterase activity; methyl salicylate esterase activity; methyl jasmonate esterase activity. The transcript has a single exon.
UGAGAGGCGUAACAUCAAUCAAGCAGCCAAGAAAGGAAGCAGCUACUAGCCUACUAGGUGCUCAGCGCACGCAUGUCUCCUUCCUCUGUGCCAGCGGCCGCCGUGGCGACGUCGACCCGCCUCAUCCUGGUGCACGGCACGGGCCACGGCGGCUGGUGCUGGUACAAGGUCGCCACCCUCCUCCGCGCCGCGGGACACCGCGUGGACGCGCCGGACCUCGCGGCCUGCGGCGCCGACGCGCGCCGGCUGAGCGACGCGCCCACCUUCGAGGACUACACGCGCCCCCUGCUCGACGCGCUUCGGGACCUCCCGGACGGCGAGCGGGCGGUGCUGGUGGGCCACAGCUUCGGCGGGAUGAGCAUCGCGCUCGCGGCCGAGGAGUUCCCGGACAAGGUUGCGGCGGCAGUGUUCCUCACCGCCUUCAUGCCCGACUGCGACGCCCCGCGCACCCGCGUCAUCGAGGAGGUUCCCGUGUCCGACUGGAUGGACAGCGUGGUCGACGAGGAGCACGCCCCGCCGUCGGUGUUCCUCGGCCCCGAGUUCGUGCGCCGGAAGCUCUACCAGCUGACCUCCGAAGAGGACUACACGCUGUGCCAGAGCCUGGCGCGGGUGAGCUCCUACUACGUCGCCGACCAGCAGCAGCGGCCGCCGUUCAGCGCUGCCCGAUACGGCGCGGUGACCAAGGUCUACGUGAUCGCCAAGCAGGACCAGGCCAUGGUCGAGGAGUACCAGAGGCAGAUGAUCGCAGGCAUCCCCGUGGCCGAGGUCAGGGAGAUGGCUGACGCCGACCACAUGGCCAUGCUCUCCGCGCCGGAGGGACUGGCGGGCCACCUCGCCGACAUCGCCAACAACUACACUUAAUCGAGUUGUGGAGCAUAUUUACCGAUCUUAUUAAUACGUAUAUUUACCGUAGUUGGGUUGUACGAGUACUUCCAAGAAUAAACGAUGAAAUCCACUGAAAUGUGAGUCCAGACGUACCGUACAUGAGGGCUCUUUCCUUCAAAUGAAUUCUACUGUAUUUUUAUAUAAAUUAUGUAGUAUGCAAAUCUGUAGAUAUUUUCCAAUAGAAUAUUUUUUUCAAUGGAAUAAACAUUUCACUUUUCCAAGCUUAUCUAUACUAGUACACAUGCACGUGCAACGCACGUGUAAUAAUGUAAAAAACUCAUCAUUUGGAAGAAAAUAUAUCAUGUAA